AUGAGUGGUUUUGUCAAAGGUUCACAGCAAUGUUCAGCCGAAUUUUUCCAAUCAUUUUGGAGGAUUUUGGAGGAAAAAGCUCAUCAUCUGCAAUCAACGGAUCUUAUACCACGAUAUUGUAGCCUUGAAUUUCUGAAUUCAUUUUGCUUCUCACUCAGGAGUGAAAUUUUAUGCAGCGAGUGUGACAAUACUACAAGUAACUGUGCCACUGAGACAGUGCUUCCAUUAUCUAUAACAAAGGUAUAUAUAUACCCAAAGAAAUAGAAAGUCAUUGUCAGUGCUAGAUCCAUGCAAGCAUUCAUAAUUUCUUUGUGAGGUAGUGUGAGAUUAUUUGGAUGUGUAAAUUAGCCACCUUGGAGUUCAGAAAAGGACUGUGUUUAGUGUUAAAAAGUAACAAAAUAAUUUAGUGCAUUUUAAAAUGACCUCUCAGUUCUUGAGUAUUUACCACCAGCAAUUUUUCCUUAAUGUUACGGUAGAUAAAAUGGUUUGAACAGCAUAAUAGGUAAAUGCACACGUGGACACAUUUUAUUACAUUAAUAAACAAAACUCAAUUGAACAUUAUUCAAUAACUGGAAACUCAUUUGCUCUUUUAACCACAAUUUACCAGGGAUUACCUUUACAAGAUUUGUUGGACCAAUACUCUGCACCAGUUCAAUUGGAACAGCCCUACAACUGUGAAAGGUACAGUUAGUACAUAUACUGUGAUGCCACCAGUAUUAAGCAGGUGCAAAUACAGUUAUUAUGCCCUGCACUGUGACGUCACAGGUGUUUUGUGUCACUAUUCAAAUAGGUUAUAGGUCUGGAGGGGCACGUGAUUUGUUGUUGUAGUUAAGGUGGCUCCCUGCUGUUUUCGGCAAGAGGAAAAUUGAUGAUUUGGGGUGGAAUUUUUGAACAAUUGUGAAAAGCAAAUAAUAUUAAGUCCUAUAAAUUACUAUCUGAAGAGUAUAAUAUUUUUAACCAAAAAUGACGUCAUUUCCAUUGCUAUGGUAAGGCCACAUAAAAUAAAUUCCUUGAUUCUCAUCACUACACUUUAAAAAUGUCGAAGAGGCGGGAGGUUUAUAUUUUAUAUUUAUAUAAUUUAAUAUAUAUCAAUAAAUAAAAGUGUCACAAACUGAAAUAAAUAUAUUCCUCCACGAACAAUGACUGGCCCUUGAACUGAAUGCAAAGUUCCGUUAAAAUGCAAUGAAAUUUCUUUCAAGGUUCUAUUUGUUUGAAAUUGGCAGUUUAAAAUGGCACUAAAAACCCAAUAUAAAAUAUAAAAAACCCAAUAUAGAAUAUAAAAUAUUUUGUCGGGCGGUACAUUUAUAUUGUAUAACAAAAUAUAAAAAAAAUUCACGCGGCUCUUAAAAUACAGUCGGGCGGUGAUGAGAAUCAAGGAAUUUAUUUUAUGUGGCCUAACCAUGACGUAUAAUAGCGAAAGUAAUUAUUAACUUUUAAAAAAAUUGCCAGUGUAGACACCCACCGUUUUUUUUUCAAGUUAAAUUAGUUUAAUUAAUGUCAGAAAAUCGGCCAUAUUGAGACGUGAUGGUUACCAUAGCAACGGAAGUGGUCAUUUUUGGUAAAAAUUUCUGCUCUCGGAUAGUAAAUUUCACAACUCACUACUAUUUGCAUUUUAACAAGUCACAAUUGUUCAAAAAUUCCACCCUAAAUCAUAUUUUCCUCUUGCCGAAAAACAGUAGGCCACCUUAAAAUGGAGAGUGUAAUGGGGAACACUUAGAGUGUUAAAACAAUUAUAUUACUACUAAAGCCAACUUUCCAUCAUUUUUAGAGUGUACAGCGUUAAAUUAACGUAAAGUACUAACACAUAAAUUUGUACCACAUACACGUUUUGGUUAUUAUUAAGGUGUGGUAAAGGAACUGAUGCCUGGAAAAGAACUUUAGUGCGGAAUCCACCACAGGUAUUAUGCAUUCAGUUAUUGCGCUUUGACGCAAAUGGCCAAAAAAUAAACAAGGAAAUAGAUUAUCCACCCGAACUAACCAUACCUGAGUAUCAACGCGAUUUGAAAGAUGGCAGAAGUGCAACAUCGACAGCCGAAUACACCCUUUCUUCAAUAAUUGUACAUGAAGGAAACCAAAUAUCGUCCGGGCAUUAUGUUUGCUAUGUCAACAGAAGCGGGAGAUGGUUUUAUACAAGUGAUACCGUUGUUAAAGAAACAUCACAGUUAGCCGCAUAUCACCAGAAUGCAUACAUGCUUUUUUACGAGAAAAAGGAGCAACAAGGCCACACCAGUGCAAACGUCGUGUUUACAAAACCAGUACCUACAUGUAGAAAGGAUAAAGAACCCGUAUUAAAUAUUAACACUUAUGCGAAAGCAGUUGCAAGGGGUACUUCCAGCAGCUCUGCCGAAAGGCUCUCUUUGUCUUUAUCCAAGAAACGCAAGGCUGCUCCUUCACAGAUACCUCGUAGAGAUGAAAAUCCACUCUCUUUGUCGACAUCUGUUGGCCCUGCGCCAGACAGCUUUUCUUCAGACACGCCAAUAACUGCAGAGUUCACAAAAGAAGAACCACUUCACUCUUCAUCACUCACAUCAACUUUUAACAGAUCUAUGUCAUCGUCAACACCUGCACAAGUGCAUUCAAGAGCUGAAAGAACCGCAGUUUCAAGCUCUAAAACGACCUCCAUGAGUCCAGCUCCCAAAAUUAAAAUAUCAACAAUUCCUAAUCCUUCAUCAUCUCCAUUGAAGAUGCCUGUAUGUGACGACAAUUCGACCAACGAUGUAGUAAUUACUAAAGUCACAAAACUACCGACAAGUUCAUCAACUGAUAAAGAGCAAGAAGAUAUCACAAUAAAAGUAAUGGUCCCACCCGAUUACUAUAUACCGAUAGAUUCUCGAAGCGCCAAACCAGGAUUGUUCAAAACCAGGAUAGAUGGAAAUGCUGUACGUCCAAACAUGUAUGUAUCCCUAACUGAAGAGGAGAGAAAACGCGCACAAGAGACAGCAUUCGCAGGCGUACAGAUUAGCGUAAGUGAAAGAGUAAAAGAAUGGGAUCCGACAGACAUCAUUCGCAUACUUCCUGCAUCACACAAGCUUUCUGAUUCCCUGUUAUCUAACUUUUUGGUGAACAAGAUUUUCCUGAUGAUUGAAGAAGAAGCAGUUAAGCAGGGAAAACAAGUCCACACCUGCAACAUGGAAGUUCUCCAACGUAUGACAGAACCUUCACUUGAGAUAUUUUUAAAAUGCCAGUAUGAUCAAUUAUACCCUGAUAUUUUAGAUAGUGAAGUAAUACUCUGUCCUUCUUUACACGGAGAUCACUGGUGUUUAGUUGCUGUAUACCCAGCAAUAAAACGAAUGGUUUAUCUGGAUUCUCUUUUUCAAGGAAUAGGGGCAAAAAGGGCAUUCCAACGCGUUGGCAAUUUCAUUGCAUGUGCCAUGAAAUUACAAGGACAAAAGUAUAGUAUUGACGAGUGGGAUUUUUUUGCAAUUCCAGCGAACGACAUUGAACAACAGCUGAACUCAGUCGAUUGUGGCGUGUUUGUGGUAAAAUGGGCACAGCAUAUUGCUGAAGGUAGGAUGAUUGAUUUUAAGCAACGACAUAUAAAUGACUUCCGUUACUCGUUAAUACUGGACAUAGCAGCAAACAAGCUUUCGUGUUUAUCGAUUCCAUUUGCCAGCAGCGAAGGCAGCAACAGGUGCAAACAAACAUCGGACAUUGGUGCGGAUUCUUUCACAUCAUCACCGUCUGAAAACGGCAAUGCAAAUGCAAUCCUUCAAGAUCAUUGCUACUCACUUGCUAUGCAGGAUAAUAUACCUGAAGAAACUAAUGCUGAUGUAUUACCCCAGCAUGUACAGUGCAUACUUCCACCAACAGCUGUUUAUAAAUACUUGGAAUAUGAAGAACUUCCGGACAACGAUACUACGGAAUCUAAGAAAUAUAGAGUUAAAUUUAACAUUAAAAAUGUGUCAACACCAAAGGAAAUCGAAACAUGGGUUUCUGAAUUUGCAGCAUCGUCAAACAUUAAAUACAAUUCUCAAGGUGGCUAUAAGAGAAAAGGUGUCAGAGUUUCAUUUGCCCAGUGGUAUAUUUGCGAGUGUAAAAGAAAGGAACUGAGCAGGAACCAAAAAGAAGCGAAAGCCGAAGCUAUGAAACGUAGGCAGGAGCGUCACGACACUCAUGCUGCUAAUGCCGAGGUCAUUGACAAGAUCCAUUUACUAUCCAACAUCCGCGAUAAAAAAACAGAUUGUGAGAGUAAAAUGGUAAUAAAAGUGCGUACUAAAGCAGUGGAAGGAAUUGUCUGUAAUGUGGAAUUAUGGUGGAAUCACAACCACAGCGUGGACUGUCAUCACCUUACCAGCUUUAGCCAAAUCUUACCUGCAACGAGACACAAAUUUCUAACUUAUUUUGAGCAGGGCAUGUCUGCGUCGGAGUCGUUCCAUUAUCACGAAACAAAGUUAAUGAAAGAUCCUGUUACCGUUCUUCUCUUAGCUGAUAGAAAGUACUGCCCAUCCUUGAGAGACGUUAAUAAUCUCUAUGAGAAGUGGAGAAAAACAACAAAGGGACCAUGUAAUGGAUCUGAAAUGUUUGACUAUCUGCAAGAGUAUAUUACAACAUAUAAUAAAGACAAAAUGAAUGAUGGUGGCAAAAUCUUUCUACAAAGAUAUAACAACGAAGUAAAGCAGGAGAAACCAUUGAUCAUUUCCAUAUGUACUCCAAUGAUGUCACGUGUACACAAGUUACGGCAGGCUGGUGAAAUGGCUUUCAUGGAUGCAUCUGGGAGUCUUGAUCGACACAAUAACCCAGUUUAUUUUAUGUGUACUCAUCAUCCAUCUGGUGCCCUUCCUUUAGCAGUGUGGAUAACUUCCAGCCAGUCAGAAUCCACUUUGAAUAGUUGCUUACAGAACGUUGUAUCAGUGCUACCGCAACAUGCAUUUGGUGGAAAGGGGGCAGCAUCUGGUCCUUCAAUUUUUCUCACCGAUGACGACAGUGCUCAGAGAAAUGCUUUGCGUGCAUACUGGCGUUCAUCCAUUCUUCUUCUAUGUAUAUUUCACUUCCUUCAAGCUGUUUGGAGAUGGCUUUUGGAUAGCACCAAUGCCAUUAAUAAACAUGAUCGGCAGCACUUAAUGUCCCUUUGCCAAGGACUGGUAUUCGCGGACACAGUAGAAAAAUUUCAUGUCAAUGAAACCCAGAUGCAGACAGACAAAACGGUGUUAAAGUAUCGUAAUUUCUAUGACUACAUUAAAAAUGCGUUAGAAAGAAAAGAACAAUGGGCACUUUGUUUUAGAAAAGGACUUCUGACAAGAGGAAAUAACACAGACAACUUUACGGAAUCUAUGAUUUUCGUUUUUAAAUGUGUCAUCUUAAAGCGUAUCAGAGCGUAUAACUUGUUAGAAUUAGUGAAAUUCAUAACUGAGGAUUUGGAGAUGUAUUUCCAAAGGAAACUGUUAGCUCUUGCGUUCGGUAAGCCACAAAAUCUUCAUGUUACUGCGCGAUGCUUUGGAAGAAAUGCGAGUACAGUGCCAGUUGACAACAUCACCAGGGACAUCGAAAAUGCUUUUCAUUUUAAUGUUACAAGCAGAAAGAACAAGGACCUCACUUACCAAGUUGACACCAGUUUAGGGAUUUGCACCUGUCCACAUGGAGAAAAUGGCUCAGGUUGUGCACAUCAAGCUGCGGUUGCCUUAAAGUACGGAGGUGGUAACAUCAACUUUAUUCCACGAUCCGCUCAAGAUCGAUACGCGCUUGCUGUUUUAGCAAUAGGAGAUAAUCCCCAACUCAAAGUAAGACAGUUUGUUCAGCUGCAUGAAAAAUCUGAAAGCGUUAUGAAUGUGAAGAAAGAUGUAAAUGGAAUUGAAACGGUGCCUCAGCAAAACAAGGAAAAGGAUGUAAAGGAAGACGAGCAACGUUGGCAUGACACCGUCCUAGGCCAUACAGAAGACGAACCUGUAGCCCUCAAGGAAAUUCUUAAACUGCAUCAGGAAGUUGCAGCCGACAUCGAGUUAAAAAUAAGGAACGAAGAUGAUAACUUUAAGAAAUGUUAUUACAAUUUCCUAAGGACGUACCGAAAAAUAGUAACAAAAUGCCGUGGCCACUCCCCCGUAGCAUCGCUUGCAAAUGCAUUUGUACAUUUCGGAAAGCAACAAAGCAGCAACCUUAUUCCAGUCUUGCACAACGGGUCAAGAAUACGUGUUCAGCCAACAUCAAUCUCUCGAAGAAAAUCUGGUGUGAAGUCAUCUUCUGCUCAACCUUCAGGUCCUAAACCAAGGCUGCAGACAGGGAUGAAAAGAAAGUGGCAAGCAGAUGAUAAGGAAAAAAUGAACAUAAGGAAAUUAGCCAAAAAGAAACGCCAACGUAACUUGAGUAUGAAUGUAAAGAAAAACCUUGCAAAUGCUGGACCAAAACGAUAA
This is a messenger RNA of Paramuricea clavata, 6344 nucleotides long. The record is from the annotation of a GenBank genome assembly. Lineage: Eukaryota; Metazoa; Cnidaria; Anthozoa; Malacalcyonacea; Plexauridae.